Symbiodinium necroappetens is the source of this 1158-nucleotide messenger RNA. Lineage: Eukaryota; Dinophyceae; Suessiales; Symbiodiniaceae. The record is from the annotation of a GenBank genome assembly.
AUGCUUCACGAUAGACAUGGUAGCGGAAAGAUCCUUACGAAGAACCCAGAGGUACUGCAGUAUCACCUGGAGCACGACCGGCCUUUUGGAUACGAGCUGGGAAAUGAGCCAGAUCCGCAUUGCCCCGAUCCCAGCAACCCUAAGUGCUCAGUGUCCGUGAAGGAACACGUGCACGAUGACCUCAUGCUGUCUCAGCUGCUCCAGUACACAUAUGCUUCAGCAGGAGUUGGGAGCGACCAUCUACCCCUGGUGAUAGGACCUGAUGCAGCUCACUGCUGUGAUUAUCUGGAGAACUUCACAGCCGCUGCAGCAGCUGCCAGAUGGGAGCCAGACGUUCUGACCUGGCACCACUACUACUUUGACAACCAGUCCCCAGUAUCUAAGUUUGUCGACCCACGGACAUUGGACUCCCUCCAGUCAUUGGCAAACUUGAUAGUGGCAAUGCGAGACAAGUACACUCCGCGAAGCAUGCUCUGGGUCGGGGAGAGCGCCAGCGCCUGGGGUGGCGGUGUUCCCCAUGCCUCGGACCGUUUCGCAGCCAUUUUCACUGACCUGGACCAAGUGGCCACGCUGUCGAGGCUGGGAUACACCGGCGUGGUGCGGCAGGGGUUGUUCGGCAGCGGAGGGUAUUCGGUCAUCUCCGCUGCAGAUGAGGGGUUGACGCCGAACCCGUCAUACUGGGCAUACUUGGCAUACAAGCGUUUCAUGGGUGUCAGAGUGCUAGAUGCCGGGGAACUGGGUGGCUACGUGAGGAGCUAUGCGCACUGCCACCCGACUCUUGCUGGUGCCCUAACUCUGAUGGUUUUGAAUGUUUCGCCGAAGCCGAGCACGGUCAAGGUGCUUCUGUCCUCCAUGAGCUGGGCAGCGGCACCUCUGAAGUCUUGGGCAGAAUACCACCUGACGAUGCCGCCAUCAGCCGGCGUCAACUUGACGACUACAGACAUCGCCGUGAACGGGAAGGUGAUGAAAGCGCACGAGGAUGGCACGGUCCCUGCCUUUGUCCCCAAGGAAGGGGGCGGAACCUCCGUGACACUCAUGCCGUACUCAGCUGCCUUCUUGGUCUUCGAGAACGCGCAAGCACCUGCAUGUAUCGGCGCAGACCCUGUCUUGGAGACGAUACAUAAAGGCUCACCAGACGCCAGGGUGAUGCUCUUGUGA